AUGUCCAAGUCGUUGACCUUUCUCGGAACCAGUUCAGGCGUUCCCACUUCAUUGCGUAAUGUGAGCUCUACAGGUGUGCAAUUGGAGAAUGGAGAGGUUUAUUUGGUGGAUUGCGGAGAAGGAACUCAACAUCAAUUGCAGAAAAGUAUUUUGAAAUCAGGAAAAAUUUCCAGAAUUUUCAUUACUCACUUGCAUGGUGAUCACGUGUACGGAUUACCAGGGUUGUUGUGUACACUUUCAGGUAAUAAUCCAGUGACUAGAACGGUCUUGCCUAUUGUAGGUCCGUUAGGUCUCAAGAAUUUCUUACGACAAACAUUGUCUUUGAGUGAUGCCCAUUUGAAUUUCAGACUUGACAUUCAUGAACUUGUCCCUCCUGAUACUGAUGAAGAAGGAGUGAAAAUUUAUGAUGAGGAGCAAUGUCCUCCUCCUCUUUCUUGUGAGUACGAAUCGAGCGGUAGUGAGUCAUCUGUGGAUAGUAUUCCAAAAACAGCAGGAACCUUUAUUUAUUUGAAUAAGGAAACAAAUUCUUAUCCUGUUUUUGAUUUAUCCAAAACGGAUGCUCGAUUGAUAGUACAAGCAGCUCCAAUAUUACAUCGAGUGUUUUGUGUAGGUUAUGUUUUCACAGAAAAUGAUAAACCUGGAACCUUGGAUAUGGAGAAAUGCAAACAAUUAGGAGUUCCAAAAGGACCUCUUCUUGGAAAGCUCAAGAACGGAGUAGAAGUCACAUUAGAAAAUGGAAUCACUGUCAAACCAGAAGAUGUCGUUGGACCAACCAUUAAGGGCAAAAAACUUGUCAUGCUAGGGGAUACACAUGAUCCAAAAGGCAUUUCCCAAAUCGCCAUGAAUUGUGAUGUCAUUGUCCAUGAAAGUACUUUGGAAGACGGAAUGCAAGAACUGUGUAUCGAUAGAGGUCACUCCACACCGAGUAUGGCAGCCAAAUUUGCGUUGUCUCUCAAUGCUAAAAGAUUGAUUCUUACUCACUUUUCUGCUCGUUAUGUUGAAGAGGGAAAAAUUGAUUUGCAUGAAAAUGAGGUUUCUGUGUCUCUUCUCAAACAGCAAGCACAAGCUGUUUUUUCGAAUGUGGAUCUUGCUUCAGACUUUGCAACAUUUACCAUUUAA
Messenger RNA from Naegleria lovaniensis, 1119 nucleotides. RefSeq lists its product as uncharacterized. NCBI's taxonomy places the organism in Eukaryota, Heterolobosea, Eutetramitea, Acrasida, Naegleriidae. Gene Ontology annotation, molecular function: 3'-tRNA processing endoribonuclease activity. Bases 1 to 1119 code for a protein of 372 amino acids. The record is from RefSeq and is a predicted model, not a curated record. Gene Ontology annotation, cellular component: nucleus. The transcript has 2 exons.